AUGGAAAGUAAAGAUCCAGCGAUUAAGCUCUUUGGGAUGAAAAUUCCUCUCUCGACAGUUUUGGAGACUUCGGAAGACGCAGAUGACUUAACGGCAGAGAAGAACCAAAACGAGACGUUAACAGAUAAUUCGGAGAAAGACAAAACCCUAACGAAACCAACCAAGAUUCUUCCAUGUCCAAGAUGCAAGAGUAUGGAAACAAAAUUCUGUUACUACAACAAUUACAACGUAAACCAACCUCGCCAUUUCUGCAAAGCUUGUCAGAGAUAUUGGACCUCUGGUGGGACCAUGAGAAGUGUCCCAGUCGGAGCCGGACGACGCAAGAACAAGAACAACAACACAUCUUCUUCUCACUACCCCCACGUCACCAUCUCCGAAACAAACGGUCCGGUCCUUAGUUUCAGCCUCGGAGAUGAUCAAAAGGUCCCGAAGAAUAAUAUGUUCGGGAAUCCGAAGCUAGUGGCAGCUAGGACAGAGAAUAAUGACCACCACUCGAUUGAUGAAUCAAGAAUACGUAACAACAAAAUGAACGGUUUGGAUUGCUUCCCGGGAGUUCCGUGGCCGUACACGUGGAAUCCUGGUUUGUACCCGGUUUACCCUUAUUGGAACAUUCCAGUGUUGUCUUCUUCGCCUAAUUCUACUCUUGGAAAGCAUUCGAGAGACGAAAAGGAAACGACGCAGGGGAAACAGAGAUAUGGAUCUGUGUUGGUUCCUAAGACUUUGAGAAUUGAUGAUCCAAAUGAAGCUGCAAAGAGUUCUAUAUGGACAACACUAGGGAUCAAGAACGACGUUAUGUUCAAAGGGUUUAAUUCGAAGAAAGAGGUUAAGAUUAGCAAAGAAGAAACGGAGACUUCUCUUGUUCUUUGCGCAAACCCAGCUGCGUUAUCAAGAUCGAUUAAUUUCCAUGAACGAAUAUGA
Messenger RNA from Microthlaspi erraticum, 918 nucleotides. Lineage: Eukaryota; Viridiplantae; Streptophyta; Magnoliopsida; Brassicales; Brassicaceae. The record is from the annotation of a GenBank genome assembly.